GCCCCCUGUCGGCAGAGAGGCCUAGUAGCAUCAAUUUGAUGACGUGGUUCGGUCGGUCGAGCAGCAGCAGCAGAGAGCAGCAGGAUGGCCGACCAGAGUAGACAAAUUAAACUCGCUGCAGCUAAGAAAAAGCUGAAGGAAUUCCAGCAGAAGAGCUCCCCUGCUUCCAUCGGAGGAGAGAGGGGGGUAGGAGGAAGUGGGGCAGGAUUCAAGAAGAAAAGGAGGGUGAAGGAACCAAACCAAGUUGAUGCUUCCUCAACAGACAGAGAUUCUCCAGAAAAUUUUGACAGUUUUCUGAAAGCACUUAGUCAGAGCAAUGGAGUAGUCCUCCCACCUAAUGGCACCUGUCAGAUCUUUGCUGACAUGGAGGCUGUGGGCUCUUCUGUUGCCCAGCUGCAGGAGGAGCCAAACAGCGAGCCUGUUAACCCCGCAAAUGCUAACACUGCUACUAACUCUGAGUUUGUCAGUCACAACACUGAGCUGCAGGCCUUCUCUGACACCAAUGGAAAUGAGAGUUUAAAGGAGGAAAAUAGCAGACCGCUGUCUUCCACUGAGAGCCUGAGACAACUCUCCCAGCAGCUGAACGGUCUGGUCUCCGAGUCAACUGCUGCAUACGUGAAUGGAGAGAGUGCACCUUCAGUCAGUGAGAAAGAACUAGAGAGUCGGAACCAGGAGCUGACAGCCGCCCUGGAAUCUUGCAAGCUAACAAAUUUUCAGCUCAAUACCAACCUAGAGCAGCUGGUGCAGCAAUCCCAGGGACUCACAGAUCAGCUACAGAAGGAGCGAAAAGAAUUUGAACAGAAAUUUACGAAAGAGCAAGGAGCCAUGCGGGAGCAAUUGCAGGUUCAUAUUCAGACCAUCGGUAUACUGGUAUCGGAGAAAUCUGAGCUGCAAACAGCACUACAAUACACACAGCAGGCCGCUCGGCAGAAAACAGGUGAAGUAGAGGAGCUUAAUAACCGUCUGCAGGCAACAAAGCAGAGAGUUUCCGAGCUGGAGAGAACUCUGUCUACCGUCUCAACACAGCAGAAACAGUUUGAGAAGCAAAACAAAGAACUUGAAAAGGAAAGAGACAGUUUGAGGCUUGAGAUGUUUAGACUCAACAAUGUGGGCGAAGAGGCAAAGCAGCAGAACUCUGAGCUGUCUGAGCAGGUAAAGCGGAGUACACAAGAAAAUGCUGCGAUGAGGCUGGAGGUAGAGGAUCUGCGCAAGAGGUUAGAGAUCACUGACCUCAUGUUACAACAGUGCUCCAGCCAGUCAGAUCCCACCAGUGCCAGCCAACAGGUCCAGUUACUGCUGGAAGAAAAGCAACAUCUAGAGGCACAAAACCACCAGCUAAUGGAGUCCGUUGCCCAGCUGAAGACAGAAAGAGACGGGUAUGUAGAACGGAUCCAGGAGGAGGGACGAGUGUGGAAGGACAAAACAGAACAGCUGCUAAUGCAGGUAUCUUUGGUGGCGGAGGAGCGGGACAGAAACAUAAACCGGGUUAUGGAACUGGAGGCCUCCAUCGCUGAGCUUCAGAAUGCUGCAGCGUUAUUAUCUGUGGAGAAAGAAGUUGUAGGUGCUGCAGAGCCUUCGUCCUCAGAACCAUCAGAGAGAGAGGUGGCUCUUCAGGAAGCUCUCGCUAGUUUACAACAGGAGAAAGAUUCUUUAACGGCACAGUACCAGGCUCAGCUUCGAGACAACGAGCAGCUAAGUCGUCUGUGUGCUGAGCAGGAGGCUCGUCUGGGGGAGAUGGAGCAUCAAGUGGAGAGCCAAGCCCAGGAGGCAGAAGACCGCCGCCGCAUGUUGGAGGAUGUUCAGUCAGACAAGGCCACCAUAAGCCGGGCUCUCACCCAGAAUCGUACGCUGAAGGACCAGCUGGCGGAGUUGCAGAACGGCUUUGUCAAACUGACCAACGAGAACAUGGAGCUGACCACUGCCAUCCAGUCAGAGCAGCACGUUAAAAAGGAGCUGGCACGCCGGAUGGGUGAACUUCAGGAGGAACUGCACAACAUCAAAGAGCAGCUGGAGCUGAAGGGUCAGGAGACUCAAGGUCUCCUAGAACAGCGAGAUCAGCUGGUGGCCCAUCUGCAGCAGUACAGCGCUUACUACCAGGCUCUGGCCUCAGAGAGAGAACGGAUCCACCAACAGUAUCUGCAGCAGAGCCAGCUCAUGGAUCGGCUGCAGCACGACGAAAGUCACAGCCGUGCACAGCUGGACAUCAGCCAGAAUCAGCUCAAACAAGCACAGGAGCAUUUGGAACAGUUGGUCAGAGACAACCAGCAGCUGAAGACGGAGGUGAAGGAGCUGCUUAACAGCUCGGCCCUUGAGACGUUCAGAGACCAAGGAGAUGGAGUGGAAAAUCAAUCGGAGCAGGAGAGCCCUAAACAGUCCUCAUCCAUUGUCAUUCCAGAAGACUUUGAGAGCCAGCAAGAGAUGGAGGACUUUAUUCGUGGUGCUCUGGCACAGCUAGAAGCUGAACGAGAUGAGGUCAAGCAGUUACUGAAGGAAGAGCGCAGGCUCCACUUGGCGGCCCGGCAACAAGCCGCUGUGGCACUCCGGCUUGAGCAGCAACAUCUAAACUACAGACCUGUUCAUGAAAAUGGUCAGGACCAGAAUCAGGACCAGCACACCCAUUGUGAACACAGCCAUGAACUCCCAGAUGGAGGCGUCCCAGUGGAGGUACAUCAGGCUCUACAAGCUGCAAUGGAGAAGCUUCAGCAGCGUUUCACCUCCCUGAUGCAGGAGAAAGCUGAUCUGAAGGAGCGGGUUGAAGAACUAGAGCACCGCUGCAUUCAGCUGUCUGGAGAGACCGACACUAUAGGGGAAUACAUCGCCCUGUACCAGAGUCAGCGAGCCAUCAUGAAGCAGAAGCACCAAGAGAAGGAGCAGUACAUCAGCAUGCUGGCCCAGGACAAGGAAGAGAUGAAGGUCAAACUAGCAGAGCUGCAGGAUCUGGUCAUGAGGCUGGUGGCUGAGAGGAACGACUGGUACAACCGCUACGCUGGAGCUGUAGCCAACAUGGGGGCGGUCAACCCAGACCUGCUUCCUGUUGGACAGGACCACUCUCUUUCAGAGCACCAAACAGGAUCUGAGGUUCACGCCGUCAGUGGAGACGAAGCCAUGGAGGUCAUCCCGCUGUCUGAGCCUCCCAAUGGUCUUGAAGCUUCAUCAUCCCAGACGCUAUCACGUGGACUUGUUCAGACUGAAUCCAAACCACUGGGGCCAAAGGAGGAUGGCACAGCCUGGCAAAUCAUGCAGCUCCUCCAGGAGAUCCAGAACCCACAGGGGGCUCAGAGGUCACCCCACUUCCUAGGAGAGAACCCUUGCAUCCCGUUCUUUUAUCGGCCUGACGAGCAGGAUGAAGUCAAGGUCCUGGUGGUGUGAGCUGUGGACAUGUCCUGAGAUGUUAACCCCUACAGUUUACCACAUUUGUAGCCUCUUGAUCAGAUUUACAAAUGCUCCUUACAGAGUUUGACUCCUUAAAACUGGUCAGAUUUAGGAAAAAUGUGUCCAAGUUACGUUGAGUCGCCCCUUUUUGUUAUCAUCCCUUUUGUUUUUUUAAAUUAUUUUUUAUGUGAGUUAAUCAUUCUUCUUAAAUGCAAAUGGAUUAAUCUCGAAUUUUGAAUUCGUGUCACCUACUUGUCACCCAUCUCACACAAAUGUGCAAUAAAACAGGGCGUCAGUUGGUCCCCUCGCUGGUACAGUCCCUAAAGAACUGUAAAGAACUUUAAAUUAGUGACUUUUUUUACACGCAAAUGUUUCUUUCCUCACUGCACACAUGCCAAAGAGCAGCACCACAACUGAAUGUAUUAACCCUGAUAUUUACGCGUGUGUGUGUGUGUGUGUGUGUGUGAGAGAGGGAGAGAAAUGUGAAGAGGACGGUGCAGAGAUGGGACGUCAGUACGGCUGGCCUAACUAAUGAACGCAGACUGGUGAAGCUAGGUCAGAGCUGGAUGAAGUUACUCAGUCAAGUUCAGGCAGAGACGAGGGCGCCGGUGGUUCAAAAACCACCAUGUUCAUUUUUUAUUUUUGUUUUGUGUCCAACACUGAAAAUAACUGGCCUUUCUACAUCUACCGUUCAUAGCUGUGAAGUGUUUUUGUUUCGUGGUGUUUUAAACAUCUGCUUGAGACUGAGAACAGCCACCACCAUUACAAACUGGUGGUUGAUCAGAUUAAAUAAGGGCAUAGAUGCAAUUUAAAGACCCCAUCAAGUUUAAAAAAAAUUAAUUAAAGUUGGUGGUAUUUUGGACUUUACCUUCCAGGUUUGGGCUGCAGGCUUUUAUUUUAUUUUUUCAGUUUUAGCAUAAAUAUGAAUAAACGCAUCGUGUGCUCCAUCAGCACAAACCGGUCUCAUUCCCGUCAACCAUCUCAGAGAGAACCACUUGUUUCAUGGGGUCUAGCUUUGUAAAAAUACACUAUUAUAAUUUUUGUUACUGCUGGUUCUUCAUAUCAAAAGAUGAUUUAAUGCACACCUUAAACAACUGUAUAUGUGUCUGUGGGUGUGGGUUUAUUUAGCCAAAAUUGCAUCUUUUGUACUUUUUUGUUUAUUUUUUGCUAGAUUUCUAUCAGAUUAUUUACGUACGAUUGCACUAAACCUGUACAAAGCUUCUCAUUCAGCUCCGUUUGAGCUGUGAAGUUUCUGCUUUUAGAGAACGAGAAUCUUAUGAAGCUUCACGUUGAGGAUUCUGCUGAGUUGACCUGAAACUUUAGUGUGUGUGUGUGUGUGUGUGUGUGUGUGUGUGUGUGUGUGUGUGUGUGUGUGUGUGUGUGUGUGUGUGUGUGUGUGUGUGUGUGUGUGUGUGUGUGUGUGUGUGUUGCACUCUGAGGAUGGGUUUGGUGUAUAAAUGCAUAUAGGAGCUAAUCCAAUGGCUAGCUUCUCCAUAGGUGAGGGACCAAUCUGUUUUUGGGAGAAUGUUAACUUGCAUUUAAAUUGUUCACGAUUAUUUUAGUUAAAAACGUCUAAUAUAAACUAUUUAGGGCAUUAAAGAAACCUGAAGGAUUAUAAUCGAAGCCGUGCAUCAUUUUAAACAAAAAUUAGACCAUUUUGAUUCAGAUUAGAUCCUUUCACAACUAUUAAAUUUUUAUUUUUUGCUUCUCUUGAAUGUCUCUGAAUUUUGAGAUGCUGUGAAAUUGCACACUUAUUUAUCAUUGGAGCAAAGUUUUGAACAUUUGGUACUUGAGUCGUAGCAAAAGGAAAAACUUUUUAGGGAAAGUAAAGAAAGUCAACCCUAAAUCCCAACAAACUCCAUUGUGCUCAAAUGUAAAAUCCCCUUUUUUUGUUCUAUCAUUUUAUUUUUCAUUCCUUUUCUCUUUGGGGGGCUGGGGUGUAAACAUUAAAACAUGCUUUCCUUUGUGCUGUGUGGAAUAAAAAUGUGGAUGAAAGGAUUUCAGAUGCUUUCUGACUUACUGCUAAUAUAUGUAAUUAAAACAGAAGAAGCAUCUACCAUCUUUACUGUAAAGGCGGUGUUGUACAUACUGUAACUGUGUAACAUAUUGUAUAUUUGUUACGCCUGAUGCGUGUUUGGUUUUUGGGGGGUGGAGCUACAGUUGCCACAUUUCCUGGCAGUCAGGACUAUAUCUUAAGUCCAGAUUUAGAAUGUUGGUGGCCGUGAUUUAAUACAAAGGUUGGCAAAAGAAGAAGAAAAUAUUUAUUUGGAAUAAGUUAGUAUCUCAUCUGAUCAGUUUUAAUAGAAACUUGAAGCAAGUGUUGGCUGGUGGAGAAUGAAGGAGUGAUCUGAUUUGUUUGAGUGCUGCUCAUUGAUUUUUUUUUUUUUGAGUAUUAUUUCCUGCCCUUCUGAAAUAAACUGAUUUAGCAACAUA
This is a messenger RNA of Nothobranchius furzeri (turquoise killifish), 5805 nucleotides long. RefSeq names its product golgin A2 (gene golga2). The record is from RefSeq and is a predicted model, not a curated record. Gene Ontology annotation, cellular component: Golgi apparatus; Golgi cisterna membrane; Golgi cis cisterna. Lineage: Eukaryota; Metazoa; Chordata; Actinopteri; Cyprinodontiformes; Nothobranchiidae. Gene Ontology annotation, molecular function: protein binding. Gene Ontology annotation, biological process: Golgi organization.